AUGGAGCUGCUCGCGCGGAUCGUGGGUCCGGUCCAUGCGUUGGCCGUGGGACUGCCUGCUUUGGAGACGUUACUCGAUGCUCUUUCGGCCGGACCAAGUGCCCCGUGGCCCACGCCGCCAGGUCUGCAGGCCGCCGUGGCCAUCUCCAUCGGCUACAUGCUGGUGGACUCGGCUCAACUCCUCCUGCGUUAUGAUGGGGCCAUGGUCAUUCAUCACGCACUGACGCUCUGUGUGGAGGUGCCCUUUGUCUUCGACUUUUAUCCUACCUACAUGACCACCCAUGUGAUGACUAGUGUCUUCAUGUCCACGGAGCUAUCAACCCCCUUCCUCCACUGUAGUUUCAUCCUGAAUCGAUACGGACUGGACCGUGAUAGCACCGGCACGCGAUGGUCGGGACCUGCAUUCCUCUCUCACCUCAUGACUCUUGUGACCUGGUUUUUCACCCGUGUGUUUGCUUUUCUUUGGCUGGGUGUCGCUCUGUACUGCCGACGCGAGGACUUGAGCGCCGCCUGGUUUACCACAACGCAGCCUCUCUGGGCCUCGCGCUUCAAGAUGAUUCACGUCAAUAUCUUCUACGUGCUCCUGACCUUGUUGAACCUCCAAUGGCAAUACAAGUUGAUUCGCCUCUUCCUGCGCGGGCCGCACAAAAAGGGCCGCAAGCGUCAGUGA
This is a messenger RNA of Monosiga brevicollis MX1, 669 nucleotides long. RefSeq lists its product as uncharacterized. Gene Ontology annotation, cellular component: endoplasmic reticulum; membrane. Lineage: Eukaryota; Choanoflagellata; Craspedida; Salpingoecidae. The coding region runs from base 1 to 669 and encodes 222 amino acids. The record is from RefSeq and is a predicted model, not a curated record. Gene Ontology annotation, biological process: lipid homeostasis. The transcript has a single exon.